AUGCUGUCUAGACACCCACCAAAUCGCUACAAUGCCAACAGGAACUACACCAACAGAGGUGCUGGAGGUGGAUACUCGUCCAAUCAACAAUCAUCGGUGAAUUCCAACAGAGGCUUCAAGAGGAAAUACAAUUCUCAUGACUCGUUCACCAACACACCUUCAUCUUCCUACAGAGCAAGACAAAAUUUAUAUCAACAACAUUCGAUUUCCAGAAAUUAUGAAAAUCAAUACCAAAUGUGGAUGGGUGAUCUUGAUCCUUCCUGGACGGAGGAGUCUAUUCAUUCCAUAUGGUCUGCAUUGGUCCAACCUCCAAAGUCUGUUAAAAUUAUGCGAGACAGGCUUAAUCCACUGAAGCCAUCUUAUUGCUUUGUCACUUUUGAAGACCAAGAGGCGCUUGAUUGGGCUCUACAGAGGAACGGCCAAUUGAUACCAAAUUCACAACGAAAGUUUAAAAUCAGCCACGCUAGCGCAAAGAAUAGUACCUCUGGCGGCGCUGGGUCGGGACAUAGUCGACAAUCAACGGGUGAAUUUUCAUUGUUUAUUGGUGAUUUAGCGCAAGAUGUCGGCGAAGCUGCUUUGUAUAGUACAUUCAACUUGAAAUACCCCAAUCAAAUCAAACUGGCUAGAGUUAUAGUCGAUCAGGACUCCAAAGUAGGUAAAGGAUUUGGAUUUGUUAAAUUUUUUACUGGAGAAGUAAUGGAAAAGGCAUUGAAAGAGAUGCAAGGUGUUAUGGUUGGAUCGAAGACUAUAAGGGUUGGUAUCGCAGCAGGAUCGGAAGUUGUCCAAUCAAGCUCCCAUGCUAAUAAGCCAGAUUACAAAAAAAUACCCAUCACCCAGAGCCAACCAGAAUUGGAAGCAGGUACAGAUGAAAAGAACACGAAUAUCAGUAUAUCUGGAUUGUCAUCGAAGUUUACAGAGAGCGAACUCGAACUAAUGUUUUUGACUUUUGGAGACUUAGUAUACUGCAAGCUUUCGCGUGAUUUACAAAGGGGUUACGUAAAAUUUGUAUCACGCAAUGCAGCCGAGCUCGCGAUGGCACACUUAACCAGCUCAGUUGUUAAUGGUUGCAGGUUGGAUCUAACAUGGGGGAGCAGCAUGAAAACGGAUAAUGGGGCAUCCAAAUUUGAGCCAAAGCUUGGUGGCUCUUAUGAAGAGGACGGAAAACCUCCAUUGUUGUAUAUGUCAAACGAAUACCACCAUAAAAACUUGUAUCAGCUAACAAAAGAUGAGAUCAAUGCAUUUGCAAAAAGGCUAGACGGGAGUGAAAGUAUAUCGACACAGCAUGUUAAUGAAAUCUAUUUGGAAAGCAAGAUGGCACGGGAACAUCUACUUUAA
This is a messenger RNA of Lodderomyces orthopsilosis Co 90-125, 1335 nucleotides long. RefSeq lists its product as uncharacterized. The record is from RefSeq and is a predicted model, not a curated record. Lineage: Eukaryota; Fungi; Ascomycota; Pichiomycetes; Serinales; Debaryomycetaceae. Gene Ontology annotation, cellular component: cytosol. The transcript has a single exon. Gene Ontology annotation, molecular function: mRNA binding. Gene Ontology annotation, biological process: mRNA splice site recognition. The coding region runs from base 1 to 1335 and encodes 444 amino acids.